AUGAGGAGCGGCCGGUUGAAUUCGAUUAAGGAACUGAUUCCCUUAUCAAAACCGCCGGAAAUUAACAUUGCUGCUGUUCCCGGAGACGAUGAUGUCGUUGGUGAACAGAACGUCGGCGGGAAUAAUGGAAGAGAAAUUUUCAUGUCUUUGCAUCCUGGUUCACGUGAUUCUCCAAUUCAAUGCAUGAUUAAAAGAAGCAAGAAGAACUCAGUGUUUUACCUCAAUCUUGCUGCUACUCCAUCAUUUACAAACAAGGGUAAGUUUCUUUUAGCUGCAAGAAGAUAUACACAUGGUGCUCACAUGGAAUACAUAAUAUCACUUGAUUCAUACGAUUCAUAUCAACGAAGCAAUGCUUAUGUUGUUGCAUCCGUUAAGAAUUUUCAGUUGGUGGCAACAUUGGACCCGAGUCAACCGGGUGGGAAAGGUGAUGGUGAAACAGUUUUGCUUCAGUUUGAAAAAGUUGGUGAUGAUAUUUUCACCAUGGAUUAUGUAUGGAUUAUAACUAUAAAUAAAUAG
Messenger RNA from Lactuca virosa, 516 nucleotides. NCBI's taxonomy places the organism in Eukaryota, Viridiplantae, Streptophyta, Magnoliopsida, Asterales, Asteraceae. The record is from the annotation of a GenBank genome assembly.